AACAGGACAUGGGCUCCUCAAUACAACAUCACGACAAUCGUCUGCCACCAUGCACCAUUGCCAAUCGGAGGCAAAGACGGCACCCAGCAAUGACCCCCACAUGUGUGGCCCAUCCACGUACGCAGUACCUGAGUCUGCACACGCAAGCAUGCGACUGUAGACUACAAAUGUCCAUCGGUCGUUAGGCGGGUAUUGCAUUGUAGCCGAAG
Molecule: messenger RNA, 209 nt
Organism: Microdochium trichocladiopsis
Lineage: Eukaryota; Fungi; Ascomycota; Sordariomycetes; Xylariales; Microdochiaceae
Exons: 1
Coding region: 9-185 (58 amino acids)
Source: RefSeq, a predicted model, not a curated record